This is a messenger RNA of Diorhabda sublineata, 634 nucleotides long. RefSeq lists its product as uncharacterized. Bases 74 to 634 code for a protein of 186 amino acids. The transcript has 3 exons. Gene Ontology annotation, cellular component: THO complex part of transcription export complex. Lineage: Eukaryota; Metazoa; Arthropoda; Insecta; Coleoptera; Chrysomelidae. The record is from RefSeq and is a predicted model, not a curated record. Gene Ontology annotation, biological process: mRNA processing.
UCAUUAGUCAACAAAGUUUUAAAAACUUUAUGGGAACAUACUUCUACUUCAUUAUUAGGAAAAAUAACUCAAGAUGAAUGACGACGUAUGUAUUAAAAGAAAAUUAAUAUUCGACGGGGAAUUAGGAGACGAAAGUCGUGUAAAUAGAAUUCAAAGAAUGGUUUGUAAAUGGUUGAUAACAAACUAUAAUUCUAGUGAAGAGAAUCAGUUAAUGUAUAACGAAAUAUGUUACCAGCUUUCGCUUCUUGAAUAUUCGAAACGCAAAUCUCUACUCGUGCAAAAGAAUUAUCAAGAAGAAUUUUCAAGGUAUCAAAAAUAUAUAAACGAAAUGGAAAAAAACAUCAAAGAUAUAACGAAAACGAUAGAAUCAAGUAAAACUCUUCUUUCGGAUGUUGAAAACAUUAAGAAUCGUAAAAUAAAUUAUGAAAUGAUAGCAAGAGAUAUUGUUAUGGAACCUUCAAGAGAAGAAACUAGUAAUUAUAUCGAACAAUUAGAACAAAAUUUGGUUACGAACAGAUUGAUUGAAAAACAAUUGGAGGAAGAAUGGAGUAAUUGUAAAAAGCACACUACCAUUAUCACCUCUACUUCAGUACAACUUCAAUCAAUUAUGGAGAAUUCCGUAGCAUUUAAUUGA